Molecule: messenger RNA, 1080 nt
Organism: Cyphomyrmex costatus
Lineage: Eukaryota; Metazoa; Arthropoda; Insecta; Hymenoptera; Formicidae
Exons: 6
Coding region: 63-977 (304 amino acids)
Molecular function (GO): thiosulfate-cyanide sulfurtransferase activity
Source: RefSeq, a predicted model, not a curated record
GUGUCAUAUGUGUGUCAUCACAAUAGUAAUCGCCUCUUAGCAACAAAAAGUUGACACUCAUUAUGUAUAGAUUUUCUCGGCGGCUGUGUCAAGCGUUCGCAUCGUCGAGGUGUUCUCGCGGAAAUCGGCACGUAUCGAAGAGUUGUCAACAAUUUUUAGAAAUUACGGUUAAUCGUCCGAGUACAGAUAAUCUGACACGGACCUUUUAUUCUUCAAGCAUACCUUAUCGGGAAAAAGACAUUGAAGCUCUAAGUGAAAACGGAAUGGCGGAAGAACAAUUUGUAGUUAAAUAUUUGGAUUUACUGCAAGAACUGGAGAAGCCUGAUGUUCUAGUCAUUGAUGUUAGAGAAUCUGACGAGAUAAACAAAUCUGGCAAAAUACCAGGAAGCAUUAAUAUAAGAGUGGACGAUGUUGUUAAAGAACUUGUAAACCUUACGGAGGAGGAUUUUGAAGAAAGAUAUAAGAUACCUAAACCGGCUAAAAACACAAAAAUCAUAUUUAGUUGCUUAUCUGGCAGAAGAGCCGAAAUAGCGUAUAAGAAUAUGAUGGAACGAGGAUACACACAAGUAUAUUUUUAUAGAGGAAGUUUCAAGGAGUGGAUGGAAAAACAAAAGCCGGAAAGACAAGCUUUUAUAAUCAAAUAUGAACAGUUAUUGGAAGACCAAAAGAAUCCUGAUGUUCUAAUCGUCGAUGUUAGAGAGUUUGAAGAGAUAGACGAAACUGGAAAAUUACCAGAAAGCAUCAAUAUAAGAACAAAUGAAGUUGUUAAUGAAUUUGAACUUUCGGAGGAUAAGUUUGAGGAAAAAUACGGCAAACCGAAACCGACUAAAAACACGAAAAUCAUAUUUAGUUGCCGCGCUGGCAGUAGAUCUGAAUAUGUCCAAAAACAGAUGCAGGAAUUAGGAUAUAAACAGGUAUAUAAUUUUGAAGGAGGUUGGGAGGAAUGGAAACAACAAUUGGAAAAAAAAAGAAAAUAAGAGGAAAAAGAGGAAAAAUAAGUAAAAGAAGAACGUUAGUGGAACAUAAAAGAGGAACUACUAAUUAGAAUAUUUUCAUUAUUGCACUGAUUUUAUAUAUAUA